UUGCAAUUGACUAGCCAAGACCCUGACAAUCACCAUUUUCACAUACUUCCUUUACCAGAGAAACAAUUGUAUUUCCCCCUUUUUCCUAUAGAAAGAUGACUGAGUUUUCCCUCAACAUUGCUGAAAAUGUUGUGGAGAAGUUAGGCUCCUUGGAGUAUGAGGAAACUUCAUUGGCAUGUUGCAAUGAAGAUGAGCUAAAGAAGCUUAAGCACAGCAUGCUAGUCAUUAAAGAUGUGCUCAUAGACGCCGAGGAGAAGCGGUCAAAUUCACCAGAGCUAAGACUUUGGCUCAAGCAGCUAAACCAUGUCUUCUAUGAUGCAGAGGAUGUCCUUGAUGAACUCGAGGUUGAAAAUUUGAGGAGGCAAGUCAUUGAUCGAGGGAACUUCUACACAAGAAAGGUACUUCGAUGCUUUUCAUCUUCUAACCCUCUUAUAUUCCGCUCAACUAUUGGCCGAAAGUUAAAGCGGAUAAACGAAGGGUUAGAUGCAAUUGCAGCUGGUAAUGUUAAGUGUCGGCUCACUGAACGUGCUGAAGAGAGGCGCCCUCUUAACAGGGAGAGGGGAACUCACUCCUUUGUUCAUUCUGCUGGCAUAAUUGGAAGAGACGAAGACAAAGAAAAGAUCAUUCAACUUUUAUUGCACCCUAGUGAUGAGGAAAACAUUUCAGUGCUUCCCAUAGUUGGCAUUGGAGGUAUGGGGAAGACAACACUUGCUAAAAUGGCUUACAAUGAUGAAAGGGUGGUUAAGCAUUUCCAGUUCAAAAUGUGGGUUUACGUCUCCAGAGACUCUGACAAGAAAAGGUUGAUGGAGAAGUUAAUUAUUUCUGCAACUGGUGGGGUAGGAAUUGGUGAAGACAAUGGCAGCAUGGAAGUGGAAGAAUUGCAAACACUCUUGCGAGAAUCUAUAAGAGAUAAGAAGUAUUUUCUUGUGUUGGAUGACUUGUGGAAUGAUAACCUUGCACGAUGGGAAGAAUUGAAAGAUCUUUUGAGGGUAGGUGCAAGAGGAAGUAUGAUCAUGGUGACUACACGCAGCAACCAGGUUGCUUCCAUGAUAGGCACUGCCCCCAAGUAUGUUCAUAACUUACAAGGUGUUCGUUACGAUGAAUGCUUGUCCUUGUUUGUUAAGUACGCAUUCAAGGAAGGACAGGACAAACAAUAUCCGAAUUUGCUAAGAAUUGGAGAAGAGAUUGUGAAGAAAUGUGGAGAGGUUCCUUUGGCUGUGAGGACUCUAGCAGGACAACUCUUUCUGAAUACUGAUGAACGAGAUUGGAAUCUGAUAAGAGAUAGCAGGCUAUGGAAAGUGGAGCAAAAGGAGGAUGAUAUUUUGCCUGCUUUAAGGGUAAGUUAUGAACAGUUGCCUUCGUGCUUGAAAAGGUGCUUUGCUUAUUGCUCGUUGUUUCCGAAGAAUUACGAGUACAAUGAUUAUGAGUUAAUUCAGUUCUGGAUGGCACAUGGACUACUUCAAUCCUCAGAUGGAGAAUCAGAAUUGGAAGACAUUGGCUCUAUUUACUUGAAGGAGCUGGAGUACGGAUGUUUUCUUCAAGAUUUUAGAGAUUUGUAUGGAUCUCUUCAGUUUGGAAUGCUUGAUGUCAUGCAUGAUCUUGCAUUAUCAGUGGCACAAGAUGAAUGUUUUGUAGUGACUGCAAAUAGCAAAAGAAUCGAAAAAAGUGUCCAGCAUAUAUCCAUUCCAGAUCCUGACUCAGUUCGCCAAGAUUUUCCUAUGUUGUCGAAGGAGUUAGACCAGGUUCGAACUGUCUUCAUUCAUAGUGACAAGGAUGUGCUUGCUAGCAACUCAAUCCUUGAAACAUGUUUGUCGAGAUUCAAGUACUUGCGAGCAUUGAACUUGUCCAGGUCCCAGUUCAAAGAGCUGCCAAAGAAAAUUGGCAAAUUGAAGCAUUUAAGAUAUCUAGACUUAUCAUGGAAUCACAGAAUCAAAAGGCUGCCAAAUUCUAUCUGCAAGCUACAAAACUUGCAAACUCUGUUCCUUGGCGGAUGCGAUGAAAUUGAAGAGUUACCUAGAGGUAUGAGGUACAUGGAAAGCCUUAGAUUUCUGUGGCUAGCCACUAGACAGACUUCUUUGCCAAGAGAUGAAAUAGGGUGCUUGAAAUCUCUUCGGUUUUUGUGGAUAGCCACCUGUGAAAAUCUAGAACGCUUGUUUGAAGACAUGGAAAACCUGUCAGCCCUUCGAUCAUUGUAUAUUGUUACCUGUCCAAGCUUGAACUCCUUGCCACCAAGUAUAAAGUAUCUAACUUCAUUACAGGAUCUACAUAUUAGCGGUUGUGUAGCUCUUAAUUUCCCCAAUCAAGAAGCCUGUGAGUUUAAACUUAAAAAACUGGUAUUGUGCUUUUUAGAAGCAGUGGAAGAAUUGCCAGAGUGGCUUAUUAGAGGAUCUGCUGACACUUUAAAGAAUUUGAAACUUGAAUUUUGUCCAGCACUCCUUGAAUUGCCUGCCUGCCUGAAGACAUUUUCUGCCCUUCAAGAGCUCCGGAUUUUAGGCUGUCCUCGUUUGGCCGAAAGAUGCGACCGAGAAACUGGUGAUGAUUGGGAGAAGAUUGCUCGUAUCCCCAAAGUUAUUGUCGACAAUGUUGAUGUUAUAAAACAGACAUAAGCUUAGGUAUUGGUCUUUCUACUUUCUUGCUUUUCUCUACACAUGCACAUUAAUGAACCCUUAAGACUAUUCCAAGGUUUAUGUUCCAGGUGAAGUUUAAUUUUCCAAGGAUUAAACUAAAAAUGUUUGUUUUUCAACUUUGCUUGAAUAUCAAACUUCAGGAAUCAAUUUACUUU
Messenger RNA from Populus trichocarpa (black cottonwood), 2782 nucleotides. RefSeq names its product disease resistance protein RGA2. The record is from RefSeq and is a predicted model, not a curated record. Lineage: Eukaryota; Viridiplantae; Streptophyta; Magnoliopsida; Malpighiales; Salicaceae. The transcript has 2 exons. Gene Ontology annotation, molecular function: protein binding; ADP binding. Gene Ontology annotation, biological process: defense response to other organism. The coding region runs from base 96 to 2606 and encodes 836 amino acids.